This is a messenger RNA of Mucor velutinosus, 3879 nucleotides long. RefSeq lists its product as uncharacterized. The transcript has 5 exons. Gene Ontology annotation, cellular component: elongator holoenzyme complex; cytosol. The record is from RefSeq and is a predicted model, not a curated record. Gene Ontology annotation, biological process: tRNA wobble base 5-methoxycarbonylmethyl-2-thiouridinylation. Bases 1 to 3879 code for a protein of 1292 amino acids. Gene Ontology annotation, molecular function: protein binding; tRNA binding. NCBI's taxonomy places the organism in Eukaryota, Fungi, Mucoromycota, Mucoromycetes, Mucorales, Mucoraceae.
AUGCGUAGUUUGGAACUCUUGGGACAAAGAUCCUCCAAGGUCACCAGUUCAGAAAUCAAAGGAAGAUCCUUCAUUGCAACAGAUCCCGAAUCACUCACGGUCUAUGUUGCUUUUGAAGAUGAGCAAUCCAACAUUCGGGUUGCAGCCACCAAUUUAGCUCCAGGCGAUCCCAAUGCCUUUAUAGAGCUUGGCCGUUGCCCUGCAUCAGCUAUUGUCAGCUUCACCUUUUUAGCCGACUUGCAAGUGGUUUGUCUCUGUACUUAUAAUGGCGAUAUCAUGCUCUUUAGUAAAGAGCGUUUCGAGAAUGGAGAUGAAGCAAUGGAAAUUAUGGGUUCUGUUGAUUCUGGGAUUCAUGCCAUGUGCUGGAGUCCAGACCAGGAUUUGGUUGUUCUGGUCACAGGUGAGAAGAAGGUGCUGGAAAUGACACAGGAUUUCGAUACAAUCACUGAAUUCGACCUCCAUAUUGAGGACCAAGGAGAAGGCGUGCAACACAGUGUAGGAUGGGGCAGCAAGGAGACUCAGUUCCAUGGCUCAGCAGGCAAAGAAGCAGCAAAACAAAAGGUGGAUACCAGUAAAUUCGGCACUUCAGAUGACGACGAUGCCAGACCUCGUGUUUCAUGGAGAGGCGAUGGCAGUUUCUUUGUCGUUUCAGACAUUGAUCCCAGUAGAUCAGCCCGUGUCAUUCGUAUCUUUAAUCGUGAAGGCACAUUGCAAAACACCAGCGAGCCGGUGGACAAAUUAGAGCAAGCAUUGGAUUGGAGACCUUCUGGAAACUUGAUCGUAUCUAGUCAGCGCUUGCCUCACCGUCAUGACAUUGUGUUUUUCGAGAGAAAUGGCUUGAGACAUGGCGAAUUUACACUGAGAGAGACCAAAGAUCAAACACAACGGGUUUUGGAGGUAUCUUGGAAUGCUGAUUCUACUAUUCUUGCAGUUUGGAUUGAGUCCGUCAACACAAAUGGCAAGCUACAAAAAACAGUGCAACUGUGGACAUCCAAGAAUUAUCACUGGUACAUGAAACAACACGUUGUACUCUCCGAGGACAGAGAUAUUGCUGGAUUUGCUUGGGAUGUCGAAAAUGCGCUGAUCGCUCAUGUAUUCAGUAACUCUGGCGAUUAUCAACGACUCGCUUACACAUGGGGUGUAUACACUAGCACUUCCAUUGACGAAUCUAACUCGGGAUAUGUUGCAGUGAUUGAUGGAUCUCAAUUGUUAUUGACACCCUUCAGUUACAUGAAUGUGCCUCCACCCAUGAGCUCGCUUACCGUCUCGACACAGAGUAACAUCCAAUACGUCGCUUUUGGACCACAAGCGAAUGGAUUGAAGAUUGCUGUACUCACCAAUCAAAUGAUCCAAUUGUUCGACUUACCUGAAAGAGGCCAUGGCGAUGCUCCUCUUAUUGGACAACUCGCUCUACCCGAGAUCACUGCUAGCAACGAGACCUAUGCAAAGAAUCCCAUUAGACAACUGUGUUGGAUCAGUGAAUCAAAGCUUGUGUACUGUCAAUACGACGAGGAACUGCAAACCGAUAUGCUCUGCGUCGCUUCAUUCACCUUGAGCAAUGAAGCCAUGUCUGUAUCAGCCAACCCUUUGGAUGGACAUAUUGGACGCAUCUACUACAAUGCUACAACUUUGGAUUUGAUUGUGGAAGGAGUAGACGGAUCUGUGUUCAAUAUCGAAUUAGACGAGGAUAUGCCUACUGUCAGCCGUAUUGAACAGUUCCCUGAUUUCUGCCCUUGGAUUGCCACUGCUCGUGUCGGCGCCAGCAGUGAACAGACUGAACGUGCCAUCAUUGGUUUGACCGAACGCAGCAAACUCUACAUCAAUGAUAAGCUCAUCUCUUCAGAAGCUACGUCGUUCUUCUUGCGCGGCACAUGGUUGGUGUUCUCCACUACAAGUCAUUCCGCAAGAUUCUUGGCCUUGGAUAGUGCAUCUCUACAAGACUUGAAGCUCUCAGAUGAAGCUGGUGAUGCUUACGACGAAACCUCUAGACGUCUGGAACGUGGCUCCAAGAUUGUGAUGGCUACUCAGCACAAGCCUUCGCUUGUUCUUCAAAUGCCUCGCGGUAAUCUGGAAACCAUCAGUCCUCGUGCCUUUGUUCUCGCCACUAUUCGUGAAGACUUAAAGGCUCUGAACUUUCGCUCUGCCUUUGUUGCCUGUCGUAAAAACCGCAUCGAUCUCAACAUUCUUUACGACGAUAGUCCUGAACGCUUUGUUGAGAACAUCCGUACAUUCAUCGAGCAAGUGCCUGAAGUAGAUUACCUCAACUUGUUUCUGUCCAAUCUUCGCAAUGAAGAUACACUGGUUACCAUGUAUCGUCGCGGUGGUCGCACUGCUGAUCAACUCACUGCUGCUACUGGCGUGGAAAACAAGGUGAAUAACAUCUGUGAAGCUGUCCGCAACGUCUUGAUUGAGCUUGGCCGUGAACACUAUAUCCAAUCUAUUCUGUCCACCUAUGUCAGAAGCUCGCCCCCUGAUAUUGAAUCUGCAAUGGCUCUGUUAUCUGAGCUUCGUGAAACCAACAUGGCAGCUGCUGAAGAUGCCUUAAAGUAUACCAUUUUCCUGUGUAAGGCUGCUUCGUUGUAUGAUGUCGCUUUGGGUAUGUACAAUUUCCCUCUCGUACUCAUGGUCGCUCAGCAAGCGCAAAUGGAUCCCAAAGAGUAUCUUCCCUUCUUGCAAGAAUUGAAGAAUUUUGAAAAGUACUAUCAGCGCUACAAGAUUGACGACCAUCUGAAGCGUUAUGAAAAAGCCAUCAAAAACCUCAGUAUGGCUGGUGAUCAGCACUUUGAUGAACUGCUCGAUUACAUGCAAAAGCACUCUCUUUAUCACGUGGCCAUCGAGGAAUACGCACAUAGAAAGCAACAAAAGCUGGCUAUUUUGCAAGUGUAUGCUGCUCAUCUUGAUUUCACAAGCAACUUUGAAGAAGCUGGUAUUGUCUAUACCAUGGCUGGCAACUCUGUCAAGGCACUGGAGUCCUAUCGCAUGGCUGGCUGCUGGAGAGAGGCAUUCUCUAUUGCAAAGCAAUUGAAAUACACUGAAGAGGAGAUUCACUCGUUGGCCUAUGACAUGAUUGAGUACCUGAAGGAGAAGCGUAGAUUCCAAGAUGCAGCCAUGGUUGCUCGCGAUUACGCCAAGGAUAUCGAGGAAGUCGUUGAUUGUCUGUUGAAGGGCAGUUUUUGGAAAGAGGCUGAACGCACAUCUUAUACACAUGAUCGUCCUGAUUUGAUUGAGACUCACGUCAAGCCUGGACUCGUUGAAGGAUACACACAGAUGGAUGAUGACAUUGAUGAAAUGCUGGCGCAAUUCCAUAAGCAAAGCGCACGUUUGGUCGAGCUGCGUACCAAGAAGCCAGAAGUCAAUAUUGAGAAUACCAUGGCAAACGAUGAGUCUUUGGAUAAUAUCGACAUGUUCUCAGACACAACAUCCAUGUAUAGUCAGUUCACAAGAUAUACGAAUGCAUCUUCAAGAGUGUCCUCAGUGUCCUCUCAAGGAUCAAGUAAAUCAAGAAAGACAUCUAAACUUAGAAAGAAGGAGGAACGCAAGAGAGCUCGCGGAAAGAAGGGUUCCGUGUUUGAGGAGGAAUACAUUGUCAACUCUGUCAAAAAGCUUAUAGAAAAAGCCAGUACUAUGCAAAAUGAUCUCGGUAACCUGAUUCGCGCUUUGGUUCCAUUCGAGUAUGUUGAAGAAGCAAGAGCCAUCCAAGAAAAGUUUGAAAAGUUCAUCAAGGAGCUCGAGGCAUCCAUAGCCACCGUUUUUGUGCCUUUGCAGCUCACUGUUAGCUUGUAUGCUACAUUAGAAGAAUACGAGGAGGCCAAGAACAACCCCAAGAUCAUUGAUAAACCUGUCAUUGCCAAGGUUGACUGGAAGCUUCAAUUAUUGUAA